CAGCGGUCGGAUUAUAUUUACGUUUUGUACGCACUUAAACAGCCAAUAGGCAAAUGGCCUUAUUUCGGUCUAUACUGAGAAGUAGCGCACAUUUUAGAAUCAAAAAAGUUUCUUCCGUAACUAUGUGUUCAAAUCCUCUUAACCUCAACACUUUAGAUAAAUUUAGGAAUGAUUUCUACUCAAACCCCAAGAAUGAGUUGGCUCAGAAUGCUUGUACCAGAUUUGAUCCAUUUGAAGUUGCAAUCAGCAAAAAGCGGACAGACAGAUCAUUGCAUGUUUACAACAUUAAGAUUGAAUCUGAGGGAAAGCCGGUGACAAACCAAGAAGCCACUGGACGGUGCUGGCUGUUUGCUGCACUUAACGUGAUGAGGUUGCCAUUUAUGAAGAAGUAUGGUUUAGAAGAAUUUGAAUUUUCACAAAGUUACCUUUUCUUUUGGGAUAAGAUUGAGCGGUCACACUACUGGCUGAACAAUAUUGUCAACACUGCGAAACAGGGCGAAAAGUUAGAUGGACGUCUAGUCAACUUUUUACUUAAGGAUCCAAUAAACGAUGGAGGCCAAUGGGAUAUGAUAGUAAAUCUAGUCAACAAAUAUGGACUUAUGCCCAAGAAAUGCUUCCCAGAGACCUUUAGUUCAAGAAAAAGUUUACACAUGAAUGCACUUAUUAAAACUAAGUUGCGAGAAUUUGCCAAAGAGUUACGCAGCAAAGUUGAUUCGAAUGCCUCAGACGAUGACAUUCAAAGCACCAUAGACAAGCAGAUAGCUGUUAUUUACAAUAUUGUUGCUACAUGUUUAGGUAUACCACCAGAAAAGUUCACAUUCGAAUUCUACAACAAAGAAAAAGUUUACAAUACAUUUGGAUCGCUCACGCCUCAACAGUUCCAUGAAAAACAUGUCCGUCCACUUUUUAAUGUUGAUGAUAAGGUGUGCCUUGUAAGCGACCCGCGCCAGUCCAACCCGUUCGGGAAGCUGUACACGUUGGAGUGCCUCGGCAACGUGGUCGGCGGCAGACAAACUGCCUAUAAUAACCAGCCUAUUGAGACACUUAUCAAAGUAGUGAAGGACAGUAUAGAAGGCGGGGAAGCGGUGUGGUUUGGUAGCGAAGUCUCUAAACGUUUCGAGAGGAAAAAUGGACUAGAGGACCUCGAUGCGCACGACUUCCGCCUGGUGUUCAACACGGAGGUCCAGGUCGGACUGGACAAGGCGGACCGUCUGCUGUACGGCGACUCGUGUAUGACGCACGCGAUGGUAUUCACCGCCGUCGGGACAGACGAAAAAGGCAACCCUGUGAAGUUCCGCGUAGAGAACUCGUACAGCGAUAAAGACUACGACAAGGGGUACCUUCUGCUCACCGAGCCGUGGUUCAGGGAGUUUGUGUUCGAGGUGGUUGUAGAUAAGAAGCAUGUCCCCGAGGAGGUUAUGAGCGUUUUCAAACAGGAAGCCAAAGUCCUCCCCGCCUGGGACCCGAUGGGCACCCUCGCCUGCCCGCUCUGCUCUGAGGAAUAACAUCUGAUUAUACCACAAAUGUGUUCAUUUAUUAAAAUAUACACUAGUUAUACUAUAGUAUGAGUGCCGACAAUUUAUCCACACGCCAAGUGUCAGGUCUUUCGUCUAGCAAAGGUUGCCAAAUGUGAGAUUUACUAUGUUUACUUAUUCGAUUGCUAGAAUCUUACUACGACUUUAUUUAAAUAAUUAAAUCGUAUAAUAAUUAAUUUUGGGUAAAAUAUGCUACUUUUUAUCCCAGAAAAAAAAUGCUUUGAGAAUCAAGCUCAUUCUUUUCAGUAAAGAUUACUACACAAUAUUUAAUUUCGAUUAAAAUCGUAUGAAGCUGGUGAUAUUCAGUAAAAAAAUGGUUACAACACUAGUAUUAAAAAAAAAAA
Messenger RNA from Pararge aegeria (speckled wood butterfly), 1879 nucleotides. Its product is annotated as bleomycin hydrolase. Gene Ontology annotation, cellular component: cytoplasm. Bases 54 to 1505 code for a protein of 483 amino acids. The record is from RefSeq and is a predicted model, not a curated record. NCBI's taxonomy places the organism in Eukaryota, Metazoa, Arthropoda, Insecta, Lepidoptera, Nymphalidae. Gene Ontology annotation, molecular function: cysteine-type aminopeptidase activity. Gene Ontology annotation, biological process: proteolysis; response to toxic substance; L-homocysteine catabolic process. The transcript has 12 exons.